Molecule: messenger RNA, 3585 nt
Organism: Penicillium coprophilum
Lineage: Eukaryota; Fungi; Ascomycota; Eurotiomycetes; Eurotiales; Aspergillaceae
Exons: 9
Coding region: 1-3585 (1194 amino acids)
Molecular function (GO): oxidoreductase activity, acting on CH-OH group of donors; flavin adenine dinucleotide binding
Source: RefSeq, a predicted model, not a curated record
AUGAGACCAGAAUACGACGUCGUUAUUAUAGGAUCUGGCUAUGGAGCUGGAGUAGCGGCAAGUCGAAUGGCUCGAGCAGGGAAGAGUGUCGCGGUGCUAGAGCUUGGCUGGGAAAGAAGAUCUGGUUCAUUUCCACAUACGUUCUCUCAGAGUCUAAAAGACUUGAGUGUCUCGGGGAGUUAUGUAAAGAACUUCAUCUCAAAAUGGAUGGCGUCUGGGGACCCCACGCGGCUUUUCCAAUUAUUUUUGGGUGAUGGACAACACACUUUUGGUGCCCAUGGACUUGGAGGAACUUCAUUGAUCAAUGCUGGAGUUUUCCUGAGAGCGGACGAAAGAACACUGCAGAUGAGUCCAUGGCCGUCAGAAAUUAGGGAUGACCCAGCUGCACUCGAAGAAUACUAUGCACGAGCCGAAACAAUGCUUCAACCUUCCACAUAUCCGGAUACUUCAACCCCAAACAAACUCGAGCAUCUUCAAGAACAGUCAAAAUGGCUUGGAGGUAAAGAGAGUUUUAAUCGAGUACCCUUGACCAUAUCUUUCCGCAAUGGUCCCAACAAUGCAGGUGUCCCUAUGAAGGCAAGUAAACGUUCGGGCCAUGAGUGCACUGGUCUCAACGAUGGCUCAAAAAACUCGGUGGCGACAACAUAUCUUGCAGAUGCCUGGAAUUGGGGCGCUGAGAUAUUUUGCGGAUGUGAAGUUCGAUUUGUGGAAAAGACGGACGGAGCAGGCUACACUAUACACUUCGCCUGGCACGGAAGUGGCAGGUCGGUGUUCAGGGAUGAUUUCAAGGAACAACUCUUCUGGGUCAAAGCGAAGGAAUUCUGCUUCCUUGGGGCUGGUGCCUAUGGAACUACUGGAGUAUUGCUGCAGUCAAAACAGCACGGCCUUCAUAUGUCACCGCUCGUCGGAAGAAAUCUCUCUGGAAACGGCGACCUUUUGAUAUUUGGUUACAAUGGAAGUGACAAUAUCAACGGGAUCGCCCGUGAAUCUGCGCAUGCCCCCCCUGGACCAACCAUCACUGCUAUGAUCGACAAUCGAGUGGCUGAUCCUUUGAAAAAUCCCCUGUCUGGAUACGUCAUCCAAGAUGGCUGCAUCCCUGAGAUGUUCAACCCAAUAAUUCAAAUUAUGCUCACCCUGCAGACCAUCAAGAGUCAGGUACUGUGCUGUAUUUCUAACCCUCGUCAGGAGACGAGGAAGAUUAUCGCCUCUUUUAAGUCUCUUCUAUUCGGACCAUAUGCACGCAAUGGAGCUCUUCAGCGGACUUCAACUUAUCUCGUAAUGUCUCAUGACAGUAACGAGGUAACGCUGACCUUGAAGGAUGAUCAGUUGUGCCUGCGGGGACCGGCAGAAGGACGAUCUGAGCACUUUGGAGGGAUAAGGAAGGUCUUCAAGGACCUUUUUACCCGCACGGGAGCAAUGAUGGGGUUCUCAUAUCAUUAUGGUCGCCACCAGGAGGAAAUCACAGUCCAUCUCCUUGGAGGAGCCAACAUGAGCAACGAUGAAACAGGGCACGGUGGUGUCACAAAUCAUUUGGGAGAGGUCUUCAGUGGAUCUAAUGGUGAAGUACACAAAGGUCUUGUGUGCUGUGAUGCAUCUAUCAUCCCGACAGCUAUAGGUGUGAACCCGAUGGCCACGAUAUCUGCCCUUGCUGAACGAUGCGUCGAGUUACUCACCGAGAGGUCUGGAUCGUCAAUUGAUCUUGAGACUAAAAACCAGCCCUUGAAUGCCUACAGCAAGCCUAGGGUGUCACCGGACUACCAAGAGCAUCGAGGCAGUACCAAGAACGCACCCCAGUCUAUUGGAUGGCAAUUCACAGAGACUAUGCAUGGAAUCAUCAGAUUUGGACCGGGGCUCGAAGGCUUUGAGCUGUCUGAGAGGGUACGAAAGGGUUCGGCUUGCGUAACACGCAUGUUUCUUACGGUCGAAAUCUGCCGAGGAGAAGAUUCACGAUAUCAAGGAAUAUGCACCGGGACGGUCUAUUGCCAUGCAUUAUCCAAAGCCACACUCAAGAUUGUCGAUGGGACAGUGGACUUUUUUACACCAAUAGAAGAGAAUGCUGAAUCGUCAGCCAUUUCAUACAACCUGAUGCUCCUCUCGGUAGAGGGCGUACAGUACCGCCUGAAAGGCCACAAGCUCAUCAACUCGAGCAUAUCGUUCUCUGCCGCAAAGACAUGGGAAGCGACAACCACGGUGAACGCAAGCAUCACUCGACUGGACGGGACAAAUGUUGGGGCAGGAGCCCUUCAUAUCUCAUUGCGAGACUUCAAAAAGCAGAUAAGAACAUUUCGGACGACCGUUGACUUCCAGGUCGGCCUAAUCUGGGCUUUGAUGAUGUUUUUGGUUUCUUUUAUGUACCACAUCAGUCUCUUCUUCUUUCGCCCUUUCGUCCACAUGCACUUCCCUCGGACCUCAGGGAAUAUCACCGAGUCAAAACAGCUUCCUGCAAAACUACCUCCUUCCAUGUCGUGCAACAUCACCGCACGCGACGGCGUUCAGGUACUCCUUAAUAUCUAUGAUCCAAUCUCUGUCAAAGAAACAGACAAGCCGGAGUCCAAGUCCGGCCUUCCACCAGUUCUGCUUAUACCAGGAGUCACCGGAGUCAAGACGAUGCACAGUUUGUUUUCACUGCCAUUUUUGCGCUGCAACAUGGUUGAAUAUUUCACACAGCGUGGAUACCGAUGUUAUGUUGUCACUCCUCGUUGGGGCUGCGAUCACGCCGUUGCCGAAAAAAGCACCGUUUUCGACUGCCGCCUUGACGUUGCUGCUGCGAUAGAAUAUAUCCGCGAGAAAGAGCUAGAGAAGCCAUAUGUGGUAGCCCAUUGCCAAGGAUCGGUGGCUCUCUGCAACGGACUACUGGAUGGAGCUAUCCAGGGUAGCCACAUUCUCGGUAUUACCGCCAACUCAGUCUUCAUGAGUCAGGUCUUUGGAUAUUGGAACUCCAUCAAAGGAAGAACGACCCUGCUGAUUGAGUUUUACAAAUUGAUGGCUGGUAAUCAUUUUCCAAUUGUCAGCAAUGCCAAGAGUAAUCUUUUCCAACAAUUACUCGACAAUCUUCUUCGUUUCUAUCCUGUUGGGCACACGCGAGACGUCUGCACGUCUACAGCGUGCCACCGGUUAUCUUUCGCUUUUGGACUGCUAUGGAAUCACGAGAACCUUGACAAGUGUCUUCAUGAAAAUCUCCACCAAUUCUUCGUGGGAACCCAUACCAAGUUCAUGAAGCAAGUGGUUUGCAACGGAACCCAGGGAGUCUGCAUGAAUAAUGAUUUACGGCCUCUUCUGACACCCGAGAGUCUGCAAAGGUUGCAAGGGAUACCGAUUCUCUUCAUUUCGGGCACGGAUAAUCAAGUCUUCAAGCCUGAGACUACGCUCAAGGAUUAUGAGUUAUUGCGACGAACAUUUGGUGAGAGACUUUAUCGCAGAUUCUUGGCUGACGGGUACGGGCAUCUUGAUCCUAUUGUGGGAAAGAAUGCAGCCGAUGAUGUAUAUUGGAGGAUCUUUGGGCAUUUGAACUGGUGCACCAAAGAGAUGGAAAACCUGAGUGGGAAAGCCAAUGGAAUGGUAGAGAGACCAUGCAUCGAAGUUUAG